Molecule: messenger RNA, 228 nt
Organism: Ustilaginoidea virens
Lineage: Eukaryota; Fungi; Ascomycota; Sordariomycetes; Hypocreales; Clavicipitaceae
Exons: 3
Coding region: 1-228 (75 amino acids)
Biological process (GO): microtubule nucleation by interphase microtubule organizing center; mitotic spindle assembly; gamma-tubulin complex localization
Cellular component (GO): interphase microtubule organizing center; gamma-tubulin ring complex; spindle
Source: RefSeq, a predicted model, not a curated record
AUGAUGCCCGAACCUGACAAGCGCGCAAACGCUCAACAAGCCGUCGAUAUACUCCACGAAAUUUCCACCCUUUUGAACUGCCAGCUUGACCGGAGGGCCAUCUCGAUAUGCGUAUCCAUGAUAGAGAGGGGUGUGAAUCCGGAGGCACUAGCCCAAGUCAUCAAGGACUUGCGACAAGAGGCUCAGCAGGUAGAAGAGAGGAUGGCAAUCAAACACGGGCAAAGAUAA